Molecule: messenger RNA, 1314 nt
Organism: Lathyrus oleraceus (garden pea)
Lineage: Eukaryota; Viridiplantae; Streptophyta; Magnoliopsida; Fabales; Fabaceae
Product: carboxylesterase 1
Exons: 1
Coding region: 52-1065 (337 amino acids)
Molecular function (GO): hydrolase activity
Source: RefSeq, a predicted model, not a curated record
GCAUCUAUCUUGGACCAAGUACCCAUUAUUUAUCAAGUUUCCAAAACCAUUAUGUCUAAACAUGAAUCAAAAGAAGCUUUACCAUUUGAUUCAAAACCCACCAUUGAGCCUUCACAAAGCCAACCUAUUAUCAUAAAUCAUGAUGGUAGUGUCAGAAGGUUCAAGCAAAUACCAAACACGGAACCUACACAAGACCCAAACAACAUUGUUCUCUCUAAAGAUGUCCCUCUUAAUCUUAUUAACAAAACUUUGAUACGUUUGUUCCUACCUCGCACAGCCCUUCAAAGUUCUAAAAAACUGCCUCUAAUUGUUUACUUUCAUGCAGGUGGUUUCAUAUUGUUUAAUGUUUCUUCAACCUUUAAUCAUGACUUUUGCUUCAAAUUAGCGGAAAAAGUUAAUGCCGUGGUUGCCUCAGUGGAUUAUCGUCUUGCCCCUGAAUCGCGUCUCCCCGCUGCAUAUGAAGACGCGAUUGAGGCGUUAAAUUGGUUGAGAACAACAAAUGAGGAAUGGGUGAAUCAAUUUUGUGACAUGUCCAAUUGUUAUCUCAUGGGAUCCAGCUCGGGAGGGAAUAUCGCAUACCAGACAGGUUUACAUUGUGCAACUACUACCACUGAUGAGUCUAACUCUAACCAAUUGAAGAUCAGAGGGUUGAUAUUGCACCAUCCAUUUUUUGGUGGGUCCCAGAGAACAAAUUCGGAGUUGAAAUUUGAAAAUGAUCGAGUUUUGCCUCUUAAGGCGACUGAUCUUAUGUGGGAGUAUGCAUUGCCCGAGGGUGUUGGUCGAGACCAUAAGUUUUGUAAUCCAACAUUUAUGGAUAAAGAAGAUGAUAAAUGUUUGGAUGAAAUCAAACAACUGAAAUGGAGGAUUCUUUUGACGGUUUGUGAUGGAGACCCCUUGAUUGAUCGACAAGUUGAAUUUAUGGAGAUAUUGAGAAGCAAGAGGGUUAAUAUUGUCAAAUAUUUAAGGGAAGGUUUUCAUGGGAUGGAACUUUUGGAUCCAAACAAAGAUGAACCACUUUUUAAACAAAUAAAUAUUUUCAUAUUUCAACAGAGAAACAUCAUUUAAAGGUGUUUGGAGUUUAUGAAGAGGUUCAAAUAUUAAGUCAUUCUUUUAGGGCCUUUAGGGAACAGAUUCUCUGCGGUUCAUAGUUUCUGUAAUAAAAUUUGAACCCUUGAUUUAAUUAUAUAUUAUUUAAUCUGAGAGAAAGUCAUUCUAAUAAAUGGUGGAGAUGUGCACUGGAUUUUGGGUGAAAAAUCUAUCUGGUCUCCCAUCCUUUAGUGCCUCACACCUGAGUUUCGAAUUUGAUGUUUAAUA